Lottia gigantea (owl limpet) is the source of this 4320-nucleotide messenger RNA. RefSeq lists its product as hypothetical. Bases 1 to 4320 code for a protein of 1439 amino acids. The transcript has a single exon. NCBI's taxonomy places the organism in Eukaryota, Metazoa, Mollusca, Gastropoda, Lottiidae. The record is from RefSeq and is a predicted model, not a curated record.
AUGGGUAAUGUUUGUAUCUUUCAGAUCAGUCAAGUCAUGGGACAACACCAGUCAUUGGCCAGUGAUAAAGGAACGGAAUUAUCAUUAAGAGUCGCCAUUAAUAAACUAAUAGAAUCAUGUUUGAGUAAUCCUCAAUCGUCAGAAGGAAUUAGUAGUAACUACAUCAUGAAAAAUGAAAUGGAGGACAAAGACAAAUCUGAUGAACCAAAUUCUACAGGGGAUGAAACCUCGAGUGGCGAAAAGGUUGUCGAAAGUGAAAAGACAUCAAAAUUGUCUUCUGAUAAAUCAUUUAGCUCUGCACAGUCAUUUAGCUCGCUUCUAGAAAUGCAUAUACGUGAUAUGAUAGUGAACUGUGAAAAUGAUGAAGACAUUAGCAAAGUAAAAGAAAAGGACACAUCACAGGAGGUAAUGGCCAAUAACAGUGUUCAAUCUAGUGUUUUAUCCAGUACAAGUUCUGAUGGUGGUACCUCAACUACUACUACUGCUACUGUAUCAUCGGCUAUCAAUUCAUCAGUUAUUAAUUCAUCAGUUACAUCCGGUUUAAAAGCUAGUGGGAUAUCUAGUGUACCUCUUCAAACAUUAGUUGAUAAAGUCUUGGAUAAUUCAUUGGGUGACCCUUCACUCUUAAGACCACUUGACUCUACCAAUGAAAACUCAAAAGUAAAUGGUACUGGUGACAAUAAAUCAAAGGUUAGUACCACGUACGAGAUAGCUGCUGAAUCUGCGAAGGCUGUCAGUGAGAAAGUUACUAGGUGUGUAGAAAAAAGUCAAAAUAAUAACGAAAAUGAUGGCGCCUCAAAUCCAGGGGAUAUAUGUCUCAUGGCCCACAUAGAAAAGGCUUUAGAACGAAACUUUGCUCAAAUGAGUGACAAUGAAAAUGAAACUGAAAUUGAAAAAAAUGAUUCUUCCCAAGCUUCUGUUAAGGUUGGCUGUGUUCAAAGUGGUAGUGUCUCCAGACCAGCUUCCUCGAGUUCAAGCAAACCAAAUAAUGAUGGUCAAAGUAAAACUGUUGGUUCCUUACUAAAUCCGCGACAAACUCUUAUCACAAACCCUGAUGGAACUAUUAGUGUACAAGAUAUAGUUGAUAGGAUCUUCAGUCAAACUGAAAUGAUCAGUAAACUUUUAACUCCUGGUACUCCAUCUACCACAAGCAGCAUAGCACAUCCAGCACACCCACAAGAAAAAGUUCCCCCAUCAACUCCUGUUUCCUCUCAACAGUCGUAUGAAAGAAGUAUAGUGAAAACGGUGAACUCUUCCAGGGUAGAACCGUAUUCUCAUAAUUUUUCCAAGCGUCACGUUAAGCAGUAUAAUGAUGCAGAACACUACAAGGUGACAAAACAUACACCUUCAAAUCGUUCUCGUGAAGACAUCUACCCGAGCCGAAGUACACCAUCUUCGCACGCGAGUGACAUUUCUGAGAGACAAAUAGGAUACAGCCAAGUUCGUCUUAAGGACACCAAUACACACCAUAAAGCCAAUUCCUAUAUCCAACCUGAUAUAUCUGAUCAUUAUGUUGAUCCCAGAGUAAUUAAUGAAGCACAGCGACAAGCUGCAGCCCGUGAAAAUAUGAUGAUGCUUUCUCGAUACUCAUAUUCGAUGCCAAUGACGUCAAGCGUGGACCCAAACUCUUUGGCCGCUCACCAUCUUCUUAGGUGUUAUCCACCUGGAGCUUUGAUGCAACAGCGUCUACCACCACCUUUACUUUGUGUUGACCAAAUCAAUGAUACGCACAUUCCUCACCCCUAUAAUAAAGCCUGUCCAUGUAUGGCAUGUUCAUCACACAGAGCCCAUAUGGAAGAUCUAAAGCGUUCACCCAAACAGCAUCCGUCAAAUUUAUUGAUGCCAUCACGGAUUUCUCCAAGUAGCUCUCCGCAGUAUCAGUCAAGGUUAUCGCCUCAUAAUAGAGAUAUGCGGAACCUCUCUCCGCACUCACCACAGCGAUAUGGUAACCACCCAUCCGCUUUCACACGAGUCAAAGACACCCUAGCCGAAAGAGAAAAGGCGCAAUUGAUGUACAAUGAAGAAUUGUUACAUCAAAAGAAAAACAGAAAUGACAAUGGAAUAGAUAUGAUGUAUAGAGAAAGAAAACACGUUGAAGGGUUUCGACCAGUAACAGAACCCAGUUUUCAUAGGUCGAAACCUCCUAUUAGUAGUCAUUCAAAGAAUGCAAUGUUACCCAAUGAAGUGCAAAUAAGUGCCCCCUCAUACGGUCUUAAUUACGGAACCAAUCCAGUGGCAAUUAAUCAGGUAGACCAACCUUUAGAUCUCUCUAAAAAGAAACCAUCUGCUCAGAACCAGCAAUAUCACGACACUGUAAAACGUAAUAUUCCCGUUUAUAAAGAACGUGAUGCUCAUCCUAGUGCCCCCAGUUUCUCUAAAACAAACUUACCUGAUCAUAGAUUCGUAGACCAAAGAUCUAUUCGCCACGUCACCCAUCAUUCAGAACACAAGCCGUUUGUUGAAGUCGAAAGUGUGAGUAGCCAUGAACAUUAUUUACCUCCCCAUACCAAUAUAUCUCAAUAUCAACACAGAGUUGAACCAAAUCGCAUCCAAGAGACAUCGGCUGCAAUGACUCCCGGUAUGAUGCCAGAUCAGCUAGGUUCUCCAGGGGGGAUGCGACCUCAACUACACCCUCUCCCAUCACCAACUCUAUCAACUAGCUAUUCACAUGGAUCGACGUCUCAAUCGCCACAGGUACCUAAUCAUAUACCAUCACCUGUAGACAAGGCUCUGGAUGUCGACAGAGGAACGGUUGUUGAAGCUAACAUUUCCAGACCUUCUAGUCAGUGUAGCAGUUCAUCAUUAGAUUUGGAUAAGGAUAAACGGGGAUCUAUUUCUAGACACGAACCCGUACAGAAUAUCAUAGGAACACAUCCCCCUAGUGAUAUAUUGUAUCUUAUAUGUCGACUGUGCCGUCAAACAUACGGAAGUCCAUAUGGAUUCCGGAAACACUUUAGGAACCAACAUGGUUUUGAACCGCGUGCAGAGCAUACAAUUGUUCAUACAAUUUCUGCAACCAAAAAUGCCAUGCAGCACAUUCCAGGAAUGCCGAAUAUUCCCAAUGACGCUAUGCAGUCACCAAGGGGAUUUCAACCAGUUCCAGAUGGUACUAUUUACGAUGGUAUUGACAUUCCUAAAGUACGCGAGAGAGCUGCUAGCGAUUCCAAAUUGCUCAAACCUGUAUCGAUGACGGAAUCGAUUAGACCAAUGGGAAGUCGUUCAGCCGAAAGUCGGCAAGUAUUGCCCUGCAAGGAAGAAACAGAUGACACUAAAUGCUUGCAAUGUGAACAAUGUAAGCAAACCUUUCAGCUCAAUGAUUUUGGUUCGUACAAGAGACACUGUAGGCAGCAUAAUCAAACUCGAACUAUUGGACCCUUUCAUUGUCAAAUGUGUAGUUGUUCAUUUCACGAGCCACAACUUUUGGAAGACCAUAUGUUGCAGCAUGAAUCUGAAACAUAUGUGUGCAAAUAUUGUAAGAUACCGUACGCCAAUAAACUGUAUUUAGAAGAUCAUCUUAAAACUGUACAUGGUAAAGAAUCAGUUGUGAACGUGAAUUCUUGUAAAUAUUGUCAUCAUAAUUUUAUUGACUACAAAGAACUGCUUCUCCAUAUUCAGUCGGUACAUGGACAGUCUGGACAACCUGACCAUGAUAAGCUAGGUGUAGGUGAGAAAACGUAUGAAUCGCAAGGCGAUACGACAGUUUCCAGUCACGUCGAUAUUCAGGAGGCUGAUCAAAUGACGACUCUUUCGUGCCCGGAUAGUAGUUCAGAUACCCUUGCAGACAGUGCGCGAUCAUCCGUUCCGCAAUCAUCGACUGGCUGCGUCACGGAGCCCGUAGUCUGUAAUAACGUGAAAUCUGAAGAAUUAUGUCCUUCGACAAUUUCAAAUGAUAAUUCUCAAGAUGACGUUUCUUCUGGUGGAAAUGACACAAACGAAGAUAGUUUUUACAAGCAUAAAAAGUUUUUCGGACAUAGGAAAAGGAAGGAGUCGUUAGAUUUGGGUCCGAUUCCUGCCAAAUCUUUUAAAGGUGAGAGUGCGGCGGACACUGUAGAUAGUAAUAAAUGUGAUUCGGGUGUUAUUGAUAACACUGUGUCGUGUUCAAGUACUACUAAUUUAUCAGAACGAGAAAAACUAUGUGAUAGUUCUUCUCUUAACGGGGAUUCCUUACCCAAAGAAGGAGUGAAUAUGGAUCCAUUGGAUCAAACUGAUAAUCUGGUUCAAAAUAAACAAGAAGCUAGGCAUCAAAUGCCGUUUGUGUGGGAUCGCAUUACUCGUAGUCAAGCUGGAAAGAACAUUAGACCACCAGACUAUAUGGCUUAG